Molecule: messenger RNA, 5758 nt
Organism: Tachysurus fulvidraco (yellow catfish)
Lineage: Eukaryota; Metazoa; Chordata; Actinopteri; Siluriformes; Bagridae
Exons: 44
Coding region: 92-5578 (1828 amino acids)
Biological process (GO): cell-matrix adhesion
Source: RefSeq, a predicted model, not a curated record
UACAAGUCUAUAUUAGAUACCCUGAGAUUCACAUCAAACAGACAGUUUCCUAGACGUUCUGCAGACACAAUAAAAGUAGACAACAGCCUGAAUGGGUUGUCCACUGCUGCUGUGUCUGGCCACCCUGCUCUUUAUGUGUGGGGUAGCAACAGGACAAACUACAUAUGUGCCAAUAACAGCAGUUCCAUCAAGUACACCACCACCACCACCACCAGGUUCAGCUUUAUUUUCAGUGGGAUCUGGAGCAAUACAGCUAUUCCUCAGUGAUGGAGAAUAUCAAACCAUUCAGCUGCAGCAGCCAUUCAAGUACAAUGGAAAAACAUACACGCAAUUCAAUCUGAGUAUGGAUGGUUACGUGGCUUUUUACGUUCCAAACAUUGAUGAUGAAUCUCCAAACCGAAACCUUGGCAAAGACAUCAUCGCUCCAUUGUGGACUGAUCUGGAUGCUGGCAGUUGGGGAAGAUGGUCAUAUGAGCAGGCCACAAGUGGGCCUCUUAUAGAUCAGGCUAAUCAAGAAAUCUCCAGAACGUUCCCUUAUGAGUCCUUUUCUGCAUCUUGGGUCUUUGUCGCCACCUGGGAAAAUGUACCCCUUGAACUUUCUGGGUUCCAGGCAUCACUUCAAGUCGUCUUGGCCUCAGAUGGUGGAGACCGUUCUAUUGUCCUGAUGAACUAUGGGACCAUUCCUUCCAUUGACUCAUAUUACUGGCUGGCUGGCUAUUGCAUGGAGAACAGCAGUUUUGUCACCAUUCCAGUAAAUAAUACCAAUGAGCUGUCAUCCACUAGUAAUGUCAAUAUACCUGGACGUUGGGCUUUUGAAUUUACAGUUCCAACAAGUACAACACCACCACCAGGUUCAGCUUUAUUUUCAGUGGGAUCUGGAGCAAUACAGCUAUUCCUCAGUGAUGGAGAAUAUCAAACCAUUCAGCUGCAACAGCCAUUCAAGUACAAUGGAAAAACAUACACUCAAUUCUAUCUGAGUAUGGAUGGCUACGUGGCUUUUUACGUUCCAAACAUUAAUGAUGAAAUACCAAACCGAAACCUUGGCAAAGACAUCAUCGCUCCAUUGUGGACUGAUCUGGAGGCUGUCAGUGGAGGAAGAUGGACAUAUGAGCAGGCCACAAGUGGGCCUCUUAUAGAUCAAGCUAACCAAGAAAUUACCAGAACGUUCCCCUAUGUGUCCUUUUCUGCAUCCUGGGUUUUUGUCGCCACCUGGGAAAAUGUACCCCUUGAAUUUUCUGGGUUCCAGGGGGCAUCACUUCAAGUUGUAUUGGCCUCGGAUGGUGGAGACCACUCAUUUGUCCUGAUGAACUAUGGGACCAUUCCUUUCAUUGACUCAUAUUACUGGCUGGCUGGCUAUUGCAUGGAGAACAGCAGUUUUAUCACCAUUCCAGUAAACAAUACAAAUGAGCUGUCAUCCACUAGUAAUGUCAAUAUACCUGGACGUUGGGCUUUUCAAUUUACAGUUCCAACCAGUACAACACCACCACCAGGUUCAGCUUUAUUUUCAGUGGGAUCUGGAGCAAUACAGCUAUUCCUCAGUGACGGAGAAUAUCAAACCAUUCAGCUGCAACAGCCAUUCAAGUACAAUGGAAAAACAUACACUCAAUUCUAUCUGAGUAUGGAUGGCUACGUGGCUUUUUACGUUCCAAACAUUAAUGAUGAAAUACCAAACCGAAACCUUGGCAAAGACAUCAUCGCUCCAUUGUGGACUGAUCUGGAUGCUGACAGUGGAGGAAGAUGGACAUAUGAGCAGGCCACAAGUGGGCCUCUUAUAGAUCAAGCUAACCAAGAAAUUACCAGAACGUUCCCCUAUGUGUCCUUUUCUGCAUCCUGGGUUUUUGUCGCCACCUGGGAAAAUGUACCCCUUGAAUUUUCUGGGUUCCAGGGGGCAUCACUUCAAGUUGUAUUGGCCUCGGAUGGUGGAGACCACUCAUUUGUCCUGAUGAACUAUGGGACCAUUCCUUCCAUUGACUCAUAUUACUGGCUGGCUGGCUAUUGCAUGGAGAACAGCAGUUUUAUCACCAUUCCAGUAAACAAUACCAAUGAGCUGUCAUCCACUAGUAAUGUCAAUAUACCUGGACGUUGGGCUUUUCAAUUUACAGUUCCAACCAGUACAACACCACCACCAGGUUCAGCUUUAUUUUCAGUGGGAUCUGGAGCAAUACAGCUAUUCCUCAGUGAUGGAGAAUAUCAAACCAUUCAGCUGCAACAGCCAUUCAAGUACAAUGGAAAAACAUACACUCAAUUCUAUCUGAGUAUGGAUGGCUAUGUGGCUUUUUACGUUCCAAACAUUAAUGAUGAAAUACCAAACCGAAACCUUGGCAAAGACAUCAUCGCUCCAUUGUGGACUGAUCUGGAUGCUGACAGUGGAGGAAGAUGGACAUAUGAGCAGGCCACAAGUGGGCCUCUUAUAGAUCAAGCUAACCAAGAAAUUACCAGAACGUUCCCCUAUGUGUCCUUUUCUGCAUCCUGGGUUUUUGUCGCCACCUGGGAAAAUGUACCCCUUGAAUUUUCUGGGUUCCAGGGGGCAUCACUUCAAGUUGUAUUGGCCUCGGAUGGUGGAGACCACUCAUUUGUCCUGAUGAACUAUGGGACCAUUCCUUCCAUUUACUCAUAUUACUGGCUGGCUGGCUAUUGCAUGGAGAACAGCAGUUUUAUCACCAUUCCAGUAAACAAUACAUAUGAGCUGUCAUCCACUAGUAAUGUCAAUAUACCUGGACGUUGGGCUUUUCAAUUUACAGUUCCAACAAGUACAACACCACCACCAGGUUCAGCUUUAUUUUCAGUGGGAUCUGGAGCAAUACAGCUAUUCCUCAGUGAUGGAGAAUAUCAAACCAUUCAGCUGCAGCAGCCAUUCAAGUACAAUGGACAAACAUACACUCAAUUCUAUCUGAGUAUGGAUGGCUAUGUGGCUUUUUACGUUCCAAACAUUAAUGAUGAAAUACCAAACCGAAACCUUGGCAAAGACAUCAUCGCUCCAUUGUGGACUGAUCUGGAUGCUGACAGUGGAGGAAGAUGGACAUAUGAGCAGGCCACAAGUGGGCCUCUUAUAGAUCAAGCUAACCAAGAAAUUACCAGAACGUUCCCCUAUGUGUCCUUUUCUGCAUCCUGGGUUUUUGUCGCCACCUGGGAAAAUGUACCCCUUGAAUUUUCUGGGUUCCAGGGGGCAUCACUUCAAGUUGUAUUGGCCUCGGAUGGUGGUGACCACUCAUUUGUCCUGAUGAACUAUGGGACCAUUCCUUCCAUUUACUCAUAUUACUGGCUGGCUGGCUAUUGCAUGGAGAACAGCAGUUUUAUCACCAUUCCAGUAAACAAUACCAAUGAGCUAUCAUCCACUAGUAAUGUCAAUAUACCUGGACGUUGGGCUUUUGAAUUUACAGUUCCAAGUACAACACCACCACCAGGUUCAGCUUUAUUUUCAGUGGGAUCUGGAGCAAUACAGCUAUUCCUCAGUGAUGGAGAAUAUCAAACCAUUCAGCUGCAGCAGCCAUUCAAGUACAGUGGAAAAACAUACACUCAAUUCUAUCUGAGUAUGGAUGGCUACGUGGCUUUUUACGUUCCAAACAUUAAUGAUGAAAUACCAAACCGAAACCUUGGCAAAGACAUCAUCGCUCCAUUGUGGACUGAUCUGGAUGCUGACAGUGGAGGAAGAUGGACAUAUGAGCAGGCCACAAGUGGGCCUCUUAUAGAUCAAGCUAACCAAGAAAUUACCAGAACGUUCCCCUAUGUGUCCUUUUCUGCAUCCUGGGUUUUUGUCGCCACCUGGGAAAAUGUACCCCUUGAAUUUUCUGGGUUCCAGGGGGCAUCACUUCAAGUUGUAUUGGCCUCGGAUGGUGGAGACCACUCAUUUGUCCUGAUGAACUAUGGGACCAUUCCUUCCAUUUACUCAUAUUACUGGCUGGCUGGCUAUUGCAUGGAGAACAGCAGUUUUAUCACCAUUCCAGUAAACAAUACCAAUGAGCUGUCAUCCACUAGUAAUGUCAAUAUACCUGGACGUUGGGCUUUUCAAUUUACAGUUCCAUCAAGUACAACACCACCACCAGGUUCAGCUUUAUUUUCAGUGGGAUCUGGAGCAAUACAGCUAUUCCUCAGUGAUGAAGAAUAUCAAACCAUUCAGCUGCAGCAGCUAUUCAAGUACAAUGGAAAAACAUACACUCAAUUCUAUCUGAGUAUGAAUGGCUAUGUGGCUUUUUACGUUCCAAACAUUAAUGAUGAAAUACCAAACCGAAACCUUGGCAAAGACAUUAUCGCUCCAUUGUGGACUGAUCUGGAGGCUGUCAGUGGAGGAAGAUGGACAUAUGAGCAGGCCACAAGUGGGCCUCUUAUAGAUCAAGCUAACCAAGAAAUUACCAGAACGUUCCCCUAUGUGUCCUUUUCUGCAUCCUGGGUUUUUGUCGCCACCUGGGAAAAUGUACCCCUUGAAUUUUCUGGGUUCCAGGGGGCAUCACUUCAAGUUGUAUUGGCCUCGGAUGGUGGAGACCACUCAUUUGUCCUGAUGAACUAUGGGACCAUUCCUUCCAUUUACUCAUAUUACUGGCUGGCUGGCUAUGGCAUGGAGAACAGCAGUUUUGUCACCAUUCCAGUAAACAAUGCCAAUGAGCUGUCAUCAACUAGUAAUGUAAAUAUACCUGGACGCUGGGCUUUUGAAUUUACAGGACCCUGCCAGAUCCUGAACUGUGCUUUGGAUGAAGUUUGUAGGCAGAUAAACGGAGUUUAUGGCUGUGCCUGUGGGGACAAUACAACAAGCAGCCCGAAUAUUUAUGAUGCCACCGAAACAUGUUCAGGGAGUAAUGGAUCACUGUCUCUGUCUCGCUGUCAGCUCUUUGAAGCUGGAUAUUCUGCAGAUGUUCUCCACCUUAAUGACCUAAACUGCAAGGGGGAGAUCGAAAAUAACAGACUGGUCUUUAAAUUUGACAGUUAUGCUAACACGUGUGGCACAACUCUGGAGAAUAAUGCAACACACAUCAUCUUCAAGAACAAUGUUCUUUCGAGUAACAGGAGGGGUAUAAUCAGUCGUACUGGUGGGAUCAACAUCGCCUUUUCCUGUGUGUAUCCAAUCAUCCAGAGCAUCUCCAUGCCCACGGACAUUGAAGCCAUAGGAGGAAUAACGAGCCAGCAUCUGUCCACUGGGGGCACAUACCAGAUCCGCAUGACCCCGUAUACCGAUGCUACAUUCUUGGUACCAUACUCUGGCAAUGUGACACUAGAAGUGAACCAUCAGAUGUAUAUAGCAGUGGAAGUGGAUCAGUUUGACAACACUCAGAUUGCUCUUGUUCUGGACAACUGCUGGGCCACACCAGUCAACCAGAUUGAUUAUUCUGUCCGCUGGGACCUGAUCAUUAAUGAAUGUCCAAACCUCAAUGACGGCACAGUGGCUGUGUUGCAGAAUGGUGUCUCCACAUCCAGCCACUUCUCGUUCAGGAUGUUCACAUUCACUGGCUUCUCCUCCAAGAUCUACCUGCACUGCCAGGUCCAACUGUGUACAACCAACUGUGCAAUGUCAUGCCCUCUACAACUUUCCAGAAGACGCCGAUCUGUAGAUUUCUACGACUCAGCUGCAAUUACCAUGAAAUUCUGACUUGUUAGCUUGAAACUUCUUUCCUUUAGCCUGAAAUCUAUGUUUAUUCAUUAAUUAUUGCUUUAAUUAUGAAUAAAAGUUAUAUCAAAAUAUUUUAUUACAUAUUUUAACCAUUUUAACCAAUAUUUGUAAUCCUCUGUACUGAAUUAAUCAUUCAAAAUAAAUCUUUCAAGCAUUUUA